This is a messenger RNA of Columba livia (rock pigeon), 7917 nucleotides long. RefSeq names its product shortage in chiasmata 1 (gene SHOC1). Gene Ontology annotation, biological process: resolution of meiotic recombination intermediates. Gene Ontology annotation, molecular function: ATP hydrolysis activity; single-stranded DNA binding. The record is from RefSeq and is a predicted model, not a curated record. The transcript is spliced from 30 exons. Bases 115 to 4713 code for a protein of 1532 amino acids. Lineage: Eukaryota; Metazoa; Chordata; Aves; Columbiformes; Columbidae. Gene Ontology annotation, cellular component: condensed nuclear chromosome.
UUCCCGCGCGGGCGUGGGGCAGAGCCGUCCUGAGGGAAAGGGGGUCGCGCCGGGGUGCGGCAGGGAGGUGCUGGGUUCCAGACAAAUGAAGUGUUGAAAGCAUCACAAAACAAGAUGUUUGCAGCUUUAAAGUAUCACGCAACAGACUACUUAUAUGAGAGUGUGGCAAGGCAGAAGUUUUCCAUCUGGAGAUUAUCACUUUGCUUUCCUCCCUGCUUACAUCAAGAUGGAAAGUAUCAUCUCACUGGACUCUUUGCUGAUGAUAAGUAUAGGAAGCCAUGGACUAGGAUAACUCCUACACAGAACAUGAUCACCAUUUCAGUACUGGAUCAGUGGAAGAGAAGCUUAUCUGUGGAGGAUUUCCUGGAAAAGAAACCUGUCUCCUCUCUAGCAUUCCAUAUUAGUAAUGAAGUUAUUCCAAGUUCAAACCCCUGCUCUCAGACUGACACAGAAGAACGUUUUUUAUUUGUGAAGAAUGUUUUGAAGGAAGAGUCCAUCGAAGACCAGUAUUCAAAGAUUGAAAAUGCCACUGAAUUUAAAGAACAAUGUCAAGAUUUAUGUGUGGAAGAGGAACUUGUUUUUAUUGAUAAUCUUGAAAAUUUUCGUAAAAAACUGCCUACUUCAUCUCUACUUCUGAGCAGACUACAGUUUUUUUUAGUGAAAGAUCCCCUUUUAGAUUCUGAAGGACAGAAUUUUACAGAAGAUAAUAUUUUCAGGGAACAUUUGACUUUGCAAAAUGAAGUGGAGAUGCAAGAGAGUAAAAAAGAAUUGCAGGGGAUUAAAGAAAACUUCCAUACUGUAUCUGUAAAAGAUGAAGAGAAUUUCAUGUUGCUUGUUCAGUUCUACAAACCCAGCAAUGGCAGAUCAGAUUCUCUUAAGAUUCCAUCACACUUGGAACUGAAAGAGUUGUUUAAUUUAGCUCCAGAAACUAUGGCUGAUGAAGACAUGUGCAAGGAGUUGAUCAAAGAAGAUCUCAAAGCAGAAAUUACAUACAAAAUAGAAACCUCCAAGUACUGUCCCAUACCACAAGAGGUUUGCUCCAGUAAUAGGAGAAGUAUGUUGGAAUUCUGUGAGUCAGCUAAAUAUGUUCCAUAUCUGAAAGAUGAAAUGGAAGUGCCUUUAACUCCUCCAUGCAGACAACAAAGAUCAUGGGUUAAUUCUCUGUGCACAGGACUUCAAGAAGAACGUAUUCUUCUUUCUGGUAACAGUAUUUUGAUUACAGAGCCCUCUAGGGAAUACUUAGAAUGUUUGGUAUGGCAAGCAGAGAAGUAUCGGGAUAAUAUGAACUCUCUUUUGCUUGUUGAACGUCAGACAGUUAAACUUGCAUAUCAGCCUCAUUCGCUCGCAGAAUUGAAGGAAUUGUUACCACUUGAGGUAGAAGCACCAGUGCUUAGCUCACUAGAGGAGGACUGGUGGCUUCAUUUUGGUUUAAAUCCAGCCUCCACAGAAACUUUGGAGCAGUUAAAUAUGAAUGCCAGUAAUGCAAACAGUUUGCUUCCUACAGAAGUAGAAAUAUUCACACGAUUUACAUCACAUCAGUUAGAAAGAUGGCUAGAAGAUAAUUCUGUGACAAACCAGGAGCUACUUUCUGCUGAAAGACAUCAGUCAGACAAACCAGUUAAUCUUCACAUGUCACCACGGAAUCAAAGGCAGUACUUUGCCAUGCAUAUGAAUGCUGCAUCAUCUGCCAAAAUUCACAGUACAAAUACACCUGUGGAAGAGCUUACCAGACGAAGUAUAAAACAGAAUAAGGUAGAAGAGGCAAUUUAUUUCUUAAACCAAGAGAAGAAAAGCCCCAAGUCAUCUGAAUCAGUCAGCUGUAAAGAUUUGUCUUCCAGACAAGAUAACUUGUCCAGUAGUCAAAAGCCUGCAUCAUCUUCACUUGCUACAAAAUGGGACAAUGAUGAUUCUGAUCUGAGCAACUUUAUCAUGCUGAGAUCUAAACAUACACUCACUCAAGGAGAGGAAAAUAAUGAUGUAGAUAGUCCUGAAAAAGUACUACAACCUAAAGAACAGCAUGCGGAUAUUCACAAAGAGGACAGUUCUGUAUGUGAGACUGCAAGAAUACAGGAGGAAGAACGAGAGAAUGAGGGCAGUAUCACAGUCAAUAUUCAAGCAUCAGAAAGCCAAUGCCAGGCAUACUGCCUCUUGGAAGAAGCAGCCACUCCUGUUCUAAAAGAUUUGACACAUCUGGGUGUACUUGCUUCUGUAAAUUGGAGCUUUAACAGCAUUAAAUUUGACCACACAAGGUUUUUCUUAAAACAGCAAGAGAAAGUGAUAUGUGAUCGUUUUAAAGAAGGUAAAAUAGAUGAGAAGGAGAUAAUGCUGUUCAGACAUGCUGCUCUGGUGCACCUGCUGGUGACAAUUCGAGAUCUUCUAUUAACGUGUGGCUUGGACACAGCACUAGUUUAUUUGUCCAAAGCAAAGGAUAUCUAUAAAAACAUCUUAGAAUCCUGUUUGAAUAACAUCUGGAGGCAGUUGAAGAUUGUACAGUACAGCAGCCAGAAAAAGCACGAAACAAAUCCCAAAAUAACAGAGCUUCAGUAUCAAAUGUUAAAUUGGAUGCCAAGUUGUGGAGAGGAGCACAGUGUUAAGGUUAACAACAUAAAUAAUUUCUUUAAGCAAACAAAACUUCUCCGAAUGCUGGGUCUGGAAUCCUUGGAGCCCUCGACUGAAGGAAUUAUAAACUCCCAGUUAACCCUGAACUUAUUUGAGACUUUCUGCUCCAGCUGGUCAAUCUUGGGCUUUCUGUACAAAGGAGAGAGAAAGAGAUAUGUGUUCAGGCUGAAAGAACAUUUUGUUACAGGCCUAGAGUUUCUUUUACUUGUCUUCUUCCAGAUACUAAUCAUAACAAGGAUGGACUCAGAGAGAGAAAAGGCUGCCCUCAUUCACACUUUAUCUAAAGUAGAAGGUUUAAAAGCUAUGGAUUUGAAUUCUGAGAGAAAAGGAACCUUUUUAGGUUGUAAAGAUAUCAUAAGCAGCCUUAGUAGAUAUUCCUGUGUCAUUGUACAUAAUCAGCAAAUUGGAGCUGACUUCCCUUGGACACACUUCUCAUUAGUAAUGGAAUAUGAUUAUUCUGAAAACUCUUGCUGGAAAAAUAUAUGCAAAAAUCUGAAUGUUACUUACAUGACUUUUAAGACCACCCUUCCUGAAACAUUAAAAACGGGGAAUCACCCCGGUUCCUUUCUUCUGGAGGUACAGAUUCCAUAUGUAUUUCUGACAACUGAAGGUCUUCUUAAUAUGCCAGAUAUCCUUCAACUUCUGGAAUCCAAGUACAGCAUGACCUUUGUUGAAAGAAGCUGUAGUUUCUCCUUAAGGCUCUUUGGGAGUACAGAUCGAUAUGUUGUGUUGACAAUAGAUGAAUGUACUGCUGUCUUUCUGCAGGGUAUGGAAGAACUAAAUUAUGAUAAAUCCUAUGACAAUAUAAUAUGGAAGCUGAUGGCAUUAUCGCUCCAAUAUACAUGCUGUUGGAUCAUUUUCUAUUCCAGAGAAAGACUGAGUUUAGAGUACAGUCUCAGGGGAGAUACUCUGCUUAACCUUGUCUUAAUUUAUGCUGCUCUAAUUGAACUUACACAGAAGUCAGAAGACUUUGAAGUGAAGGUAGUUCUUACACCAGGGAUUGAAGAGGCAGCACUGCUAAUUCGUCAGAUUGCUGACAACAUUUUGAUAACAUCUAAUGUCAGUCCUCAUGAGUGGCUGGACAAAUCCUGGCUUUCUGUCUUGCCAUCUGAGACAGAAAAAUGCCUGCUUACUUUUCCAUGUAUCAACCCUCUGGUUGCUCAGGUUAUAUUAAAGAAGGGAUCUUCACUGAACACAUUGUUUCUUGCAAGCUUUGAUCAACUUCAGCAACUUCUGCCAGAGGUUCCAGAAAAAGUUUUAAAGCAUUUUAGUGACAUGACAUCUUCGUACAACAUAAAUGCUGCUGCUCCACUAGAAACAACAGUGAAAGGUCCAUCACCCCCAGAAAAACGGAAUAACUUCAACACAUUCUGUCCAGAUUAUAAACAAAAUCAUCAGUCUUUAGAGCUGCCUGGUAAGACACAGAACAGCACAGGAACAUCUCAUAUGAAUUCUGAAGGCCUAGUUCCUCCAUUGAAUCAUCAUCAGGGUUUUUUUGACCCUGAUCUUCCAAGCUGUAUGCAAAAGAAAUCAUGUUCUUCAGACGUAAUUAUGGGAGGGAAGCAGAAUUUCUUUGCUCUGCGAAAGGACUGUGAAGAUUUCGCUCAUCUUGAUGUUACGAAUUCUCUUCAUGUUCAAAGACAGCCUUUCAAGACACACUGUAGCUCUGAUCAUUCUUCCAAACACUCUGAAAAAGAUAAUUUCUUUGCAUCUUUCAGUGGCUAUGCGCCUCAGGAGAGCUCUAAGAGUUUUCUAGAAGAAUUUGGAGAUACAACAUACAAAAGCCCAGGAGUUCUAAUUGACCAGACCCCAUGGAAUGACUCUUCAUCCACAGGCCCCUGUGAUUCCUUUGCAUCUGAUACUUUUCUCUCUGAUUUUUUUGUUGACCCACAUGAGCUUCAAAGUCUGAAUUUUAACCAAAUAGGCAGAGAAUCUAAAGGAAAGAGAAAACAAAGUCUACCAUUCUUAUGGACAAAUGAGAAAAAUAGCACAGAUUCAGGAUUUGCAGAAGUACCAGAGUUCAAAAAAAAGAGACUGUCAUAUGAAAGAGUCCCUGGAAGAAGUGAUGGACAAACACGUCUCAAGUUUUUUUGAAUGAAAUGGGGAUUCGCUUACUACACAUACUUUUUAAAAUUCUUAAACUCUUUGAAGAGAAAUAGAUUAAAUUCAUUUUUUUUGUUUAUUUUUAGAGAAAAAUUAGGGUUUUGAAAUCCUUAAUAAUUCAGGCUUCUUUUGUAUGUUUUUAAGAUUUUACUAAACAAAUUAGUUCCUUGAACCUGCAGAAUUACUGCUUCUCUGUUUGUUCUCAUGGGUGAUAUAAAGGUACUUUAUCACUCUUUAUACAAAAAUAAAAUAUUAAUUUAAAAAAAGAUAAGAAUAUAGAGGUUUCAAGGCACCUAUGUCUGCUCCCAGAGCAUGCAGCUUCCCAAACUUAAAGAUGGACCAAUCUUCCCAAAUCUCAGGGCUGCUCUUGAAAUUUUGGAGCUUUCUUGCACUUAGAGCUGUGACCCUUUGUAUUUGUCCCUUGGGCUCAGUUCUGCGUCUUCUGACAGCUCCUUUAGAAACCACAUGGUGAGUUCCUGAACAACAUAUUUGUUUUGUGGACAACAUGUGAAAGACAUGUUGAAAUUUAGAAUUCUGAUAUAUUGCAUUGGGAAAACUAAGCUGUGACCCUUAGCUCUCUCCAUAACCUGGUGGAAGGACAUUUGUUGGCAUCCACAUCUUUCAGCCUGCUACAGUGCAUCAGCAAGUAGGGAGAUGGCAGUCAGCUGGGAGGCAGUGAGAGAGAGGAUAGAGUAGUACUGGAACCCUCGCUUUCCAUCAAAAGAUUUGGCAAUGAAACUGGAAAUACGUGUGGGAGCUCUGGUAGACAGUAACUCCAUUCUGCUGCAGGAAUGCAUACAUGGUUUGCACAGGAAUGCCUGCCAGGUCCAGAAUGUCCGUGUCUGUUCAGUGGCCUUCAGCUGACAUGAUUCAGUUUUCAAACUUACAUAUCUUUUUAACUUUGAUGCAAUAACAGAAAGGGGGAGGGAAAUAAAAAAAAAAAAAAAAAAAAAACAACCACAAAGUUUAAAGUUUAUGCUUGCAGUAAAAUAUUUUCUUGACAUUGAGCCUUCAUUAAGUGCAUAUUCAUUAUUUGGAUAACAAAAUCCAGCAUUUAGGGGAGAAAGCUUUGGUCUCUCAAAGAAAAUGGAGUGCUGAUUUUUAGCUGAGAGUUCCUAAAAGAUGUGAUAACAUCACUAAUGGCAAUUUUAGUUCACAGUAAUAUCCCCAAGUUUUUUGUGCCCAAAUUGUUUGCAAGACUUUAGAAAACCCCUUUCAAGUGUAACAUAAGACCUCUAGUAGAAUGCAAACAAGCCAGCUUUUCUCUACUUUGCCCAGAAUAAGAUUUAAAUAAAAAUUGCAGUUUGCUUACUAUUUCUGGUCCAUUUUUGUGGUUACUUGACCUAACUAUUUUUCAUCUCUUUGCGUCACGGGUUUGUCUCUGUUUUUCAGCACUGUCUCCUAGACGGAAAGGCCCAGGAAUCUGUUCUUUUAGGAGUGCAGCUCUAGGCAGUCUCAGUCACAGAUGACCACAGUGGAGAAAAUUAUAGCUGCCACUGCCAAGCUAUGUAUUUAUGUCCUUGUUUCGCACAGCUAAAGGCUGACACUACAUUUCACAUGACCAUGGAAGACUAGCUCAGAUAAGCUGUAGAUCACUUUAAAAACAAAGGCAUGUGACCUACCUUAAGUAAGUGAAGAAAAUUCAGGUGCUAUCUGCAUUGGAUUUUGAUUAGAAAAGGAAAAUGUCCUCAGCAGACAGCCCUCUUGGAUGGUCUUUGGUAAAGAAAGAUGUUCUCCACCCCACUGCAGAUGACAGCUGUAGGAGUGUUGGUUCGGUGAAGCAGUGCAGACCCAGGCGCACCCACAGCUGGAGAUGAGACACUGUCCAGUUGACCUGGCAGGGAUGAGACACCCUGUUCUGCCCCUGCAGAAGCAGACAGUCAAAAAGGAGACCUGCAAAAGCUCAUCUGUGAAGAUGCAGGCUGCUUCAUUUAGCCAACACAAAAUGACCAGCAGCGGCAUGCUUUGUAAAAUUGACUCCCCACAGAAACCCAAGAACCUUAACACCAACCAACUCUGUUUCUGGAGCUCAUUCUGACACCCAGCUUUUGUCACAGACCAUGCAUGGGAGGACAGAGGUGGCACUGAUGUCAUCCCUCUCCCAGCUUGUACCCAGCAGCUCAGCUGCGCUGCCCUGAGCACACAAGGGUGCAGCAAGCACGCUCCUCUGAAGAGACUGGGAUCUGUGUCCUCCUGCUGUGGGACUGCAGAAGAACCACCACGCUCGCAGGCACACCAGGGUGAAGCACUCCCACCCCAUCUCACAGCCGCUGCACAGCUCUUCCCACGCGCUGCCGGUGCCCAAUGCGGAUGCAGUCAGGACCUGCCAUGUGCCCACGCUGGUGCUCCAGCUGGAAGAUCCCACACGGAGCUGGACAGGGCAGCCAAGAGACAACAGCAGCUGGUGAGCAGCAGCCGCUCUCUCCUGCACCCUGCGGCUUGGCAGCUCCUCAUGCCAGCUCAGCAGCCACUGCCAAACUCCAGCUCCAAGUGAGGACACUAAGGUGUAUGCAGCAGAGGAGCCCGGGGAGAGAAACAGAUGUGGGGAUGGGGGGAGGUUAAAGAAAUACAAAGUGUUUGCUGGGGAGGGAGUGGCCAGCAGCCUGAUGCUGGCUGUUCAGAGGCAUUUGAUGGACACUGUCAUCCCCCCCAACUCGAGCUUUGUGACCUCAAUGUGAGCCUCUGAUCACCUCUGUGCAAGAAUAACCAUGCUUCCUCUAGACUUCCGCAGUGUGUGCAUGUGAGUACUAAAACAAAAACUGCCAUAUUCAAACAACCUACAAUGAAAGGAAGCCAGAGUGAAGAAAAGCUCUGAAGGAAGGAUGUUCUCAUCUGUGUUUAGAGGCACAAUACAUACUGGUGGUAUUAUGACUCUCAUUUCAAUGUCUUCCUGCAGCAAGAAUAAAAAUCUUUUGGCAAAGACUGGACUGCACGAAGGAUUCUCAUUGCCCCAUUUCAGUGAAUAUUAAUGAAAAUUAAAUGCUGAGAUUGCAAAAUUCUUCCUUACAGUUUCAAAAUGUUUAUGUGAGCAGGGUAACAUUGUUACUAUUUACCACAAAAAUGGUAUAUAGCUAUAAAUAUUAUUUUUCUAUCAAUAAGACACAUUUUCUAAAAAAUCCAAUAGCAGCCUUGCCAAAAAGCCAAAUAGCUUGAGGCCUCCCACUGCAAAAUCAAAGUAUCCUCUUCCUUACAGUA